Messenger RNA from Gossypium arboreum, 710 nucleotides. Its product is annotated as heavy metal-associated isoprenylated plant protein 39-like. The record is from RefSeq and is a predicted model, not a curated record. Lineage: Eukaryota; Viridiplantae; Streptophyta; Magnoliopsida; Malvales; Malvaceae. The transcript has 3 exons. Bases 169 to 513 code for a protein of 114 amino acids. Gene Ontology annotation, molecular function: metal ion binding.
GAUACCUACGAUGAACAGCAGCCACCAGUCCAGCGCAGCCAUACACAAAAAAGGACUCCAUUGUAAAUCACAUUAUAAUUUUCACUCUUUAUAAAGGCCAAAACUGGCCCUCGGAACAUCAUUUACUUUGCUAUUGCUCUCAAUUUCACAUUAUUUCCCACACCAAAAAUGGCUCAGCAGAAAGUGGUAUUGAAAGUUCUAACCAUGACCGACGAAAAGACCAAGCAAAAAUCCAUAGAAGCUGCUGCAGAUAUCUUCGGGGUUGAUUCAAUCGCUGCGGAUCUAAAGGAUCAGAAGCUGACGGUGAUAGGACAAAUGGAUGCAGUGGCGGUGGUGAAGAAACUGAAGAAAGUGGCAAAAGUGGAUAUAAUAUCAAUAGGACCUGCUAAAGAAGAGAAGAAGGAAGAAAAAAAGGAAGAAAAGAAAGAGGAAAAGAAAGAGGAGAAGAAAGAAGAGAAGAAGGAAGAGAAGAAAGAGGAAAAGAAAGAAGAAAAGAAGGAAGAAAAGAAAUAAAUUUAAAAAAUAAAAUGAAAAAAACCCCAAACCAUCUUCAAGGUUUCUCAACAAAUCUCUGCUUGUAGUGUUACAGUGUAUGCUCUGUUUUUUCUUUUUUCUUUUUUGGUGGAAAUAAGGUUUUUUUUAGUGAUUGUCUGAAAAAUAAUGAAAGGGGCAAUUAGCAAUGUGAAAAGGGUUUUUGCUUUAGAUUAUAA